Dimorphilus gyrociliatus is the source of this 1097-nucleotide messenger RNA. Lineage: Eukaryota; Metazoa; Annelida; Polychaeta; Dinophilidae. The record is from the annotation of a GenBank genome assembly.
UCAUAUCCUUUUUUGUAAAUGAACAGGACACACCUGAAUCAGAAUCCUGCUCUGUAGAGACAUUAUAUAUGAUAAUACUUUCAUUCUUUAGGAAAAAGUGCAAUUAGAUAGAUAUGCCGCUGUGGGGAAAGUCAGAAAAAUCUAUCAAAAAGAAAGAAGAGGAAUCAAGGACAAAUUCCAACAGCCCUCCACCCUAUUCGGGAGCGGCUUCACAAGUUCAAAAACCUCAGUUAGUGUUCCACUGUCAGAAGGCUCAAGGCUCACCGACGGGCAUUAUAUCAGGAUUUAGUAAUGUUAAGGAAUUGUAUCAAAAGAUAGCUGAAGUUUACGACGAUGAUAUGAGCAACAUACUUUUCUGCACUCUCAAUACCCAUAAAGUUGAUAUGACCCGAUUGUUAGGGGGUCAAAUUGGGCUUGAAGACUUCAUUUUUGCUCAUAUGCGCGGGCAACCUAAGGAAAUUGAAAUUGAUAAAUCCGAGGAUGCUUUGGGUUUGACGAUAACAGAUAACGGAGCCGGACUUGCUUUCAUCAAGCGUAUAAAGGAGGGAUCUAUUAUGUCUAGAUUAGAACCUGUUAUGGUUGGAGAUCAUAUAGAAAAAAUUGACGGCAUAAGUAUGGUUCAUAAAAGACAUUUUGAAGUUGCUAGAGCUUUGAAAGAAAUACCAAGGGGUCAAAGAUUCAAGUUGAGAUUGGUGGAACCAAUUAAAUCUGGCUUCUCUGGAAUCGGAUUCGAUAAAAGCGGUGCUAAGCAAAAUAAGAAAUUCGGCUCCGGGAAAGCUACUCUUCGAUUUAAAUCAAAUGGAAAAGCUGAAAUUGAAAUGGAGGACGAUUCGGCUGUUUUAGCUAGGGAGAAAAUAAAUGAGUUAAUGGAGAAAUUUUUAGGAAUAAAUGAUGGCGAUUUGGCCCAAACCAUCUGGGAUGUAGGUCAUGACAAAGACAAUCCGUCCGAUUUCGCCUCCGCGAUAGAUGACUCGGAAUUAAAUAUGUUUAACUUUACAGUUGAUUUUAAAUUUGAUUUAUGGGGAGCCAUAAAUGAUGCUAAGAGUGGUCUGCUCAAGAAGAAUAAAGGACCGACAGAGUUUAACGAGCAGUUUUGA